Messenger RNA from Penicillium subrubescens, 1047 nucleotides. RefSeq names its product UbiA family prenyltransferase. The transcript has a single exon. The record is from RefSeq and is a predicted model, not a curated record. Bases 1 to 1047 code for a protein of 348 amino acids. Gene Ontology annotation, cellular component: membrane. NCBI's taxonomy places the organism in Eukaryota, Fungi, Ascomycota, Eurotiomycetes, Eurotiales, Aspergillaceae. Gene Ontology annotation, molecular function: transferase activity, transferring alkyl or aryl (other than methyl) groups.
AUGACCCCCAUGGCUACGGACGUCCCGGGGAUCCCCCGCCAUCGGCAUCAAGCGGUUAAACGCCCCUUGCCUGUCCAACGACUUUUGUCCCUCAUGAACCACGCUGCAGAGCAACCAGGCCAUGUCAUACAUUCGAUCUGGUUGUUUACGUAUAGCGACCUCAAGACCAUCAUUGCCACCAGCUUUGGAUUUGGUCUACUCACUUCAAUGGGGGCGGCAUCCUUCGGGAUUGACCCUGCACCUGCAUGGUCCUUUUGCUUUCAGCGAGUGCCUCUCGUCCUGCUGUGGGCGUGGCUGAACCUUCUACCGUUUACGAUCGACAAUCAGCGCCAACCAGAUGCUAUCAUGGAAGAUUCGAUCAACAAACCGUGGCGAACCAUGCCUUCCAAACGCAUGACGCCGGAACAUGCCCAGGUGGUGAUGUUCAUUUUCUACGCACUCGCAUUGGUUACCAGUAUCCGGUUUGGCGGACUCGCCCAGUGCAUAACGCUCAUCGGACUUGGUUUCUGGUACAACGAUGCGAGGGGUGCAGAUUUUAGUUGCAUUAUACGCAAUCUCAUUAACGGACUGGGCUUCAUGUGCUACACUUCGGGCGCGGUGCAGCUGGAGCUAGGCCCAUCCCAGUGGCAAUCUUUCAUCCGGCCAGAUGGACUGGGUCUGCCAUGGCUGGCCAUCAUUGGCUUGAUCGUCUUCACCACCGUCCACACCCAGGAUCUCUAUGACCAGGCUGGAGACAGUGCUCGUGGCCGGAAGACUCUGCCUCUAGUGAUUGGUGACGCUAACGCACGCUGGGUGACAGCUGCAUUCAUGUUGUUUUGGGGCAUCGUUAGCCCAUGUUAUUGGGGGUGGCUGCAGACUGGCCAGAGCGGGGUCCUGUUCUGGAGCGGGGCCUACAUGGCAGCCCUUGCAUGCAUCAUCGCCGGUCGUACUCUGAUGCUGCGCUCCGUCCCCGCUGACAAGACCACUUUCUUGCUAUGGAAUUUGUGGUUGGUCAGUCAAUACGCGUUACCGCUGUGCGCUGGUCUCGGACGAGCAGGUGGGGUGUGA